This is a messenger RNA of Capsella rubella, 782 nucleotides long. RefSeq lists its product as uncharacterized. Gene Ontology annotation, biological process: translation. Gene Ontology annotation, molecular function: 5S rRNA binding; structural constituent of ribosome. The record is from RefSeq and is a predicted model, not a curated record. Gene Ontology annotation, cellular component: ribosome. The transcript is spliced from 2 exons. Bases 160 to 558 code for a protein of 132 amino acids. NCBI's taxonomy places the organism in Eukaryota, Viridiplantae, Streptophyta, Magnoliopsida, Brassicales, Brassicaceae.
GUGACAAAUGAGGUUUUGUGCCUUUGAUCUUUUUGUCCAUCUUCUUCUUCAGGUUCUCGGUUCUGACUAAAUCCGCUAUGAUUGUCUGAGACAGUUGGGAUAUUCUCCGACAGUAAUGUUUUCUUAGCUUACAAGAUCAAACAAGUUUUUGUAGUAGCAAUGACAGUUCUGAAAAGGUACGUCUUAAGACUGUUCAUGUCGAUCAAGUACAUAACAGCAAACGUAGUGGACAGAAACAACGGGAGAAUAGUGACAACAGCUUCAACGGUGGAGCACGCAAUCAAGAACUCGCUAGAGUGUGGCCGUACUUGCAAUGCCAAGGCAGCGGCUAUUGUAGGAGAGGUUUUGGCUAUGAGGCUGAAAGUGGAAGGGCUUCAAGAUGGGCAAGGAAGAGGUAUCCAUGCCGAUGUCAAGAAAGAAAUCGAAAAGAAAGGGUUUAAGAGUCGAACCAAGGUAUGGGCUGUUAUUAACUCCCUUAAAAACAAUGGUGUUACACUUAUUAUUGACGAUGAUGAUGAUGAUGAUUACCGUGAUCGUUCUUUCGAGGGUCAUCGUUAAAUCCACAAGCUUUACUUUCUCUGUCCUAUUCUCUAGCUGUUAUGGAAUCUUAGAUUCAAGUCUGUAUAACUUGGGAGAUUCAAGUCUGUAUAACUUGGGAUAGUAAAAUCUUUGUCACAUAUAUAGCUUAUAGAGUGCUCGAUGACUUCAAGUACUUAUACUCUAUAAAAAUCAUGUCUAACCAUUUAGACUUUUUAGUUUCUGCAUUCAGUUUAACUUUUACU